AUGGCUACUACACGUUUGCAUAUGGUGAUGGUUCCAUGGUCAGCUUUUGGUCACCUUAUACCCUUCUUUCAACUCGCUUUACAAUUAGCCAAAGCUGGUAUCAAAGUCUCCUUCAUAUCAACUCCCGGAAACAUUAAAAGACUGCCCAAUGUUCCAUCAAACAUAGCAACCCUUUUAGACUUGUUGGUCUUUCCAUUGCCAAACUUAGACGAUGAGCAACAGCUGCCCGAAGGUUGUGAGGCGACUGUCGAUAUCCCUUUCGAGAAAAUCCAGUAUCUGAAGAUUGCAUACGAUCUGCUUCGUCAACCGGUGAAGCAGUUCGUCAUAGAUCAAAAGCCAGAUUGGAUUUUGAUCGAUGUGAUUCCUCAUUGGAUGGUGGAAAUAGCUCAAGAACAACAUAUCCCUCUCAUUAAUUUCUCGGUUUUUUCGGCUUCAGUUUAUAGUUUCUUUGUGAAUCAGACGUUGACGAGGUCAUCCCCGGAAAGUUUGAUGUCACCGCCUGAGUGGUUUGGUUUUUCUUCUCCAUUGCGUUAUCCUAAAUCCUUAGCUACUGCCAUGCACGAAGGGUUUCAUGGGGAGAAUGCUUCCGGGAUAUCGGAUGCUGACAGGGUUCACAAAAUUUUACAAGCAUCUAAAGCUGUUGCGUUUCGUACUUGCCCUGAAUAUGAAGCUGAGUACUUAAACGCAUUCGAGAAGAUAACCGGCAAUGGCAGCAAACCAGUGUUUCCCAUUGGUUUGCUACUACCAGAAAAACCCCAAGGAAGACAAACCGGUGAAAUUUUUAGGUGGCUCGAUGUUCAAAAGCCUAACUCAGUUGUGUUUGUAGGGUUCGGGAGCGAGUGCAAGCUAAGCAAAGAACAGACACAUGAGAUAGCAUAUGGGGUGGAACUAUCGGGGUUACCGUUUUUAUGGGCACUAAGGAAACCCCACUGGGCUUUCAAUGAACUUGAUGCGUUGCCUUGUGGUUUUCAAGAGCGUACGCGAGGGAGAGGGAUGGUCUGCAUCGGUUGGGCACCGCAGUUGGAGAUACUAGGACACUCUUCAAUAGGGGGCUCUUUGUGUCACGCCGGGUGGGGCUCGAUUAUCGAAACACUGCAGUUCGGACACUCUCUCGUGGUGCUACCUUUUGUGAUAGACCAACCAUUGAAUGCAAGGCUUCUGGUAGACAAGGGUUUGGGUGUAGAGAUAGAGAGAAGUGAAGACGGGUCAUUUAGCCGGGAUGAUAUAGCUAAAGCUCUGAGACUUGCAAUGGUGUCCGCAGAAGGAGAGAAACUAAGAAUCCAAACUAGGGAAGCAGCUCAAGUUUUCGGCAACCGAGACCUGCAUGACAGUUACUUCAAUAGAUUUGUGGAGUACCUGAAGGAAAAUGGAGCUGCAAAUUAAACAAAAAUGGAGGAAUGAAGGAUAUGCUAAGUUAUUUAUUUCGGACAAAAUGUUAGGUACCUUCCGUUUUAUUUCAAUGUCCACUUAAAUAAUUUGACUUGCCCUAUAUGUUGUCCCAUGUUAUAUUACCAUUUCCAAUGACUGCAAUGGCAUGAAAUUAAACGACACCAAAUUCAUAGUUGCCCCGAUCA
This is a messenger RNA of Gossypium raimondii (Peruvian cotton), 1574 nucleotides long. RefSeq names its product putative UDP-rhamnose:rhamnosyltransferase 1. Gene Ontology annotation, molecular function: UDP-glycosyltransferase activity. NCBI's taxonomy places the organism in Eukaryota, Viridiplantae, Streptophyta, Magnoliopsida, Malvales, Malvaceae. The record is from RefSeq and is a predicted model, not a curated record. The transcript has a single exon. Bases 1 to 1383 code for a protein of 460 amino acids.